AAUUAAUCAUCACAUGUCGAUAAUAAUUUAAUUAUUAUCAUCAUAACAUGAAUGAUUUUUCUACUUAUCCAUCGUACUUGUUUUUCUCGCAGUCACACGACGUUUAAAAAAUUCUUUUAAAGUACGCAUGUACAAAUCAGAAAUACUUUUGUACAAAUACGUGGGUGUGCUUUUGCAAAUAUCAAAGUGUACGAAAGCAUAAGAGAAAGCUAGAGUAGGAAAGAGAAUCAAAACGAUCAAUAUUGUGAACCCCACCCCUGUAAUCGAAAUUUCCGGCACCCCGUCUGAAGAAUUUUUACUAGAAAUCAGUUAGUUUCUCGUCAAACACCGAACUUGUUCUCUUCAACGAUGGGAAGUGAAAAUAUUGAGUGCAGAAAUUAAUUACUUAAUGGAUUAAUCAACAAUCAGUGCACUAAAAGAUUAAAUCACAAUAUCCUAAUUUAUUUUUUUAAUCACGGUAAUUAACUCAUUGGAUGAUACUCUACAGAAUCAUCCCUUAUCAAUACGGACUUCAGUAUGAAAGCAAGAGCACCGAUGCAGGAGUCAAAAAAAAUGACAGAAAGAAUGAGAAAAUCGGCGAAGAGUUCAAGUUUCAGAGCUAGGAUUAGAGUAUUGCCUACAAACAAAUGUAAAAGCACCUUAAUAUCUUCAGCAGUAGGUCAAUAACGCAUUUAAUCAUCCUCUACGCGAGUCAUGAAGUUGAAAUUAGGUGCUAUGACGAUUAACUACCUCUUCUAUAUGUACAAAGUUAAUACCGAAUUGAUUUUAUUAUCCUUAAAGCAUAAAAAAUAGGUAAAAACUCACAUAAAAGAAAAUAAAAUCUAAAAUCCAAAUAAAUCAGUACAUUAUUAAUGAAAAUAUAUAAACAAUUCAAUUAAAUCUGAUAAUACAAAUGGAAGUUGAUAAAAGAUAGUGCAACUAAAAAUGCACUAAGUUGCCAAUUUACAUGUACAUAAUAUUGUAUAUAUAUAUAUAUAUAUAUGAUACAUGUACAAAUGUGUAUAUAUAACUAAUUGUAUAUACACUGUAAAUUGUAAGCAUUAAGAAAGAACGAAUGGAAGAUAAGUAUUGAAGACAACAAGAGAAGACGAGUGUGAAAGAGUGAAAGGAUAAAAGUUGUUUUUGAUUAUUUCAAAAACAGAAAAAAAAGCUUAUAGAAAUACGGAAAUUACAUUUUUAUUUUAAAUAAACUCAUUGAGAAUAUUAUUAAAACUAAUAAACAUUGAGUUUUCUUGAUAAAAAGUGAGACGAAGUUAUAUAGCAGACGAAGAGGAUAAUAAAUAAUAUUGAAAAAGUGAAAAAAUAAAUCUUAUUAAAGAUUAAAAGAAUAAAAAAUGUCUGAACCUUAUGACCCAAGUUUAAUAUGGCUAGUGGUGGUUGGCUUCAUCGUGGCUUUCAUUUUAGCCUUUGGAAUUGGAGCUAAUGAUGUAGCAAACAGCUUUGGAACAAGCGUGGGUGCUGGAGUCCUGACUAUUUUUCAGGCUUGUAUCCUGGCAACGAUUUUCGAAAUCGCUGGAGCCGUUUUAAUCGGUUACAAAGUAUCAGAUACGAUGAGAAAAGGAAUCCUAGAUGUUCGUUUAUAUGAAGGAUUCGAAAAAGAAUUAAUGGUUGGAACACUUUGUAGUCUUAUUGGAUCUGGAGUCUGGUUAAUCUUCGCGACCGCACUCAGGCUACCAAUUUCCGGUACUCAUUCGAUUGUUGGAGCUACUGUUGGCUUUUCUCUUGUUUGCAGAGGCACUUCGGGAGUAAAAUGGAUGGCUCUAAUAAAUAUUGCAGCGUCCUGGUUCGCUAGUCCAUUGCUCAGCGGAACUGUAUCGGUGUUAAUAUUCUUGUUGAUCAAAAAGUCAAUAUUAUAUUCUAGAAACCCAUUAGAGCAAGGUCUACGGGUCUUGCCGAUUAUUUAUGGCCUUACCGUCGCUGUGAAUAUUCUUUCAGUGGUCCUCGAUGGACCGAAACUUUUGAUGUUAGAUAACAUUCCUGUAUGGGGAAGCUUAAUAGCAGCAGCAGGUUUGGGUAUCUUGAUCGGCAUUAUUGUCUACAUCUUCGUAGUUCCAGCUCAACGACGUCGAAUUUUGCUUAAUAAUCAUCUAGACACAACAACUAACUUUGGAAACUGUGACAAAAAAGAAACAACUCCUCUAUCUGUCAUCACAGAAUCAACUGUUCCUACUACAGUUACUCCUAAAGCUGGUGAAACUGUUCAACCAACACUUAGAGGUAAUACUAGUGCAAGCCCACUUCUAAUAACAACUGGGGGCAAUGAAGCUGGUGAUGAAAAUCUUAGUGAUCCAGGAGAGCCUCCGAAUCGAUCUGAAGACAAUCCAGAAAUAUCUAAGCUCUUCUCCUUUCUCCAAGUAUUAACAGCUGCUUUUGGGAGCUUUGCCCAUGGUGGAAAUGAUGUCAGUAAUGCGAUAGGACCUCUUAUAGGUCUCUGGAUUGUGUAUGCUGAUGGAUCAGCAAGGCAAGAGACAGAAACUCCACUUUUAAUUCUUCUCUAUGGUGGAUUUGGUAUUUCUGUUGGUCUUUGGAUCUGGGGAAGACGUGUCAUUCAAACUCUUGGUCAAGAUCUAGCUAAAAUCACUCCUACUACUGGCUUUACUAUCGAAAUUGGAGCUGCUUUGACAGUUCUUUUAGCCAGUAAAUUAGGUCUACCAGUCUCUACUACCCACUGUAAAGUCGGGUCAGUCGUUUGUGUAGGCUGGGCAUCAAGAGGUGGUGAAGGAGUCUCUUGGAAAAUCUUCCGUAAUAUAGCUUUUGCCUGGCUCAUCACUGUUCCUGCUGCCGGGCUCCUUUCUGCUGGUUGCAUGAGUGUCAUGAAGCAGUUCGUAGAAAUGUGAUAGCGGUUAUUUGUUGCUCCAAUGUUCAUCAUGCUGAUGAGUUAUAGCUAACGCUUAAGUUAUUGCCAAUAUUCACCUCUAUUAAUUGUUAAUUAAUGAUUCAUUCAUUAUUAAUCCAAUAAAUACAUCGUUUCGAGAUAGAAAUAUUUUUGUCUUAAUAUUACUAGUAUUAC
This is a messenger RNA of Chelonus insularis, 3010 nucleotides long. RefSeq names its product Na[+]-dependent inorganic phosphate cotransporter type III (gene NaPi-III). The transcript has 7 exons. Gene Ontology annotation, molecular function: phosphate transmembrane transporter activity. Gene Ontology annotation, biological process: phosphate ion transmembrane transport. Gene Ontology annotation, cellular component: membrane. The record is from RefSeq and is a predicted model, not a curated record. The coding region runs from base 1335 to 2837 and encodes 500 amino acids. NCBI's taxonomy places the organism in Eukaryota, Metazoa, Arthropoda, Insecta, Hymenoptera, Braconidae.